CAGUGAUUUCUUCCGUCGAAUCAGUGGCGCGUGCACGCGGCGGCCGCUGAUUGCGCCUCGGGCCUCGCGUACUUAAUCGUCUCAAGGAAAGGAGAUUCACUUAGGCGCGCGCGAGAAAAAAAGUUCCCAUGCCCCUUCUAAUUCGUCGGCUAAUUUGCUCGAGCGACGCUCUCACUUAUGCACGCAAGUGAAAGCUCCAGGCGGGCAUUCGGAGCGAGCGCGCAGUUUCUGCUCUUUAUUCGAACGAAUGCAGCUACGAAGCAGAACCGAAGCAGAAACGAAGCAGAAACGAAGCGAGAACAUCGCGCUGCAGGCAACUGUAUCAACACCGAACGUGUAGCCCGGGGGAUCCGACGUUAUACCCCCCGCGCAGCCUCUGCAGCCAUCGGUGUACUGCGUGCCGAUUGCCGACCCUUCGGUUAAGACUGCGGAGAUAGAGAAAAGACAGUUCGAUCAAUGACAGCCGGUGCUUCGAUGCUGUUCACCCAAAGAGCAUCUUUUAAACAAUGGGAGUUCUUGGACUGUGGCGGUUGCUUGAUGCAACAGGAAAACCAGUUCCGUUGGAGACGCUGGAAGGCAAAGUCUUAGCUAUAGAUAUUUCCAUAUGGAUCCAUCAAGUCAUACAGGGCUAUCAAGAUCGCCGAGGCAAUGCAUUACCCAAUGCGCAUCUCAUUGGUCUAUUCAACAGAAUUUGCAAAUUGAUGUACUUCAAAAUCAAGCCAGUUUUUGUUUUUGAUGGCGGUGUUCCAUUACUGAAGAAGAAUACUAUUGCUACACGCAGGAAGCUGAAAUCUAUUGCAGCUAGUAAAGCACAAAAGUUGAAGAAUGAUUUGAUAAACAACCUGAUAAAGCGUACAGCGGUGAAGGGAGCUCUUGAAAAGGGAAACGACGAUGGAGAAAGUAGCGCAGCACAGCAAUUCAAGGAUGCAACUGCUAUCCCUGGCUCCUCCAAAGUUCAAGACAUGUACAAACUGCCUGAAAUGCCAAGCACUUGUGGGGAUUCAGAUGAUUACAUGGAUUCGGAUGAUGAAAUUCAGACGGAGCUGAGUCCUAGGAAGCAAACUAAAUGGAUGGGAAACAUUCACAGUGUUGAUGUAAAUACUGAGGAAUUUAAGAACUUACCUGCAGAUGUAAGAUAUGACAUUUUGACAGACUUAAAAGAAACAAGGAAGCAAAAUUCUUGGGGUCGUAUUCAUGAAUUGCCUGCUGGAUCAAAUAAUUAUUCUGGAUUUCAAGUAAAACGUUUAUUAAAACGUAGAUAUGUUCAAGAAUCACUUGAAGUUGCGGAAAAAGAAAUGGGAGGAAAAACUCUUACCCUAGAAGAAUUGGACAGGCUACUAACAGAUCAAGGAAUUGAAACGAUGCAGAAACAAGAUGCAGCUUUUCGUAUUGCUUCUGAUAGUACAACCAGAGUUGUUUAUGUGAAAGAUAAACCUGCUUUACAAAAUAAUGAAGAGUCAAAUGAUUCAAGUAAAUCUAGCACUAGCAAGCCAAAGGAACAAGAGGAUAAUACUAAUGACGUACAUGUGGAUUCAAUGUCAAUCCAUUCUGAUGGUUCUUUAGCUAUUGUUAAUGACAUUGGAGCAUAUGAUUUAGAUGAAGAUUGGAAUUCAGAUGAAGAUUUUACAGAAACUUCAAUUAACGAUUCACACCUUUUAGCUAAAAACGAUAUUCCUAAAUCAGUCAUGAAUCCUGCCUUGUCUUAUAUGUUGGAGAAUAGUGGCUUUACCCGAGAAGAGAUAUUGAAAAUAGUAGAGCAAAGUAAGAAAAAUAAAAACAAAUCUGAUACAAAUAGUUCUCAUAGCUCGACUAAAAGAGGAAAAAGAACAACUAGUCGUUUAUCCUUAAGAAAUAAAAGUAAAAAGAAGAAUCUUUUUGGUUCGAUUAUCGCUGAGUCGCCGAAAAUUAGAAAAGAAAUUAUCAAUGAACCAGAAACUAUCAAGAUCGAAGAGUCGAAUUCAGAAUCAGAUGAUUUUGUUGAAGUUCCGGAAUCGUCAACUAAUGUUUCUAAGGAUAAUAUAAAGAAAGAUGACGAUACGGAACGAACAAUAAUCGAGCAAUCAUCAUCGGAGUCCGAAUCCGACGAUUUUAUUGAAAUUAAAGAUGUUCCUAUUCCUAAAUCGUUAGGAAACAAAAAUGUAAAUAAUGCUUUUCAAAUAACUAUUAAAGCUGAUGAAGAAUUGCAAGACGACAUUUUUGCAGACAUAUUUGUUAAUGUUAAUCCAGUUAAGGAAAAUAAUGUAAAAAUAGAAAACGUAUCUAUCAUAGAUGAGACUGUAGAUAAUCCUUCUCAUAAUAGUAGCCCGGAAAAAAGUAUUAAAAAACAAGAGUCGAUCCAAGUAGAAGUUAAAAUGAACAAAUCCAUUGAAGAACAUGAUGAAAAUGGAAGUUUCUCAAUGCAGUUUAGUUCUGACAAUUUGCAACUAGAUUCCGGUAUUAUGUCUCUUCCUACAACGCCACAAAAAAUCUGUUUGGCUGUUGAAGAAAAAACUAGUCCACAUUCUGAAAACUUUGCACAUGAAGAAAACUGUAUAGAAAACAAAACGGAAACCGAAGUGCAAAAAACGAGUAUUGAAACAGUUAAUGAUAAGUCGCCGGUUAAAAGUCAAAACAUCUCAAAGAUUGAUGAUGUUACGUUAUUCAGUGAUGACUUUCAGGAGAUAAGCGAUAAAGAAGAGGCAGGAGUAGAAAAACCGCCAACUUUAGUCCUUCCAAUAGAUGAGAAAGAACUUGAAUCAAUGAAGAAUCAAUUAGAGUCGGAACAGCAAAAGAUUACUAGCAGUUUAGGUAAAUUAGAGAGACAAGCUAUAGACAUCACAGAUCAAAUGAGGUUGGAAGCUCAAGAGCUUUUACGACUGUUUGGAGUGCCAUACAUCGUAGCUCCAAUGGAAGCUGAAGCGCAGUGUGCCUAUUUAGAACAAAUAAAAUUAACCGACGGAACUAUAACGGACGAUUCUGAUAUUUGGCUUUUCGGUGGGCAUUGUGUGUACAAAAACUUUUUUGAUAAUAAUAAAAGAGUUUUGCAAUUUCUGUCACAAGACAUCGAGCAUCAUUUCAAGCUCUCUAGAAGAGAAAUGAUUCAAUUGGCUUUAUUAGUCGGGAGUGAUUACACAAACGGUUUAGCAGGUGUGGGCCCUGUCACGGCCUUGGAAAUAUUGGCUGCUUUUCCUACAGAGGGAGAAGACAUUUUACGAGGUUUGCGAAAUUUUUGCUCUUGGUUCAGAGCAGGAAAGUUAACGGCUCCGGGAAAGACCACUUUACGCAAUAAAUUGAAAAACGUACAAAUGGAAAAAGGUUUCCCCAGUCAAGCAGUAGUCCAGGCAUAUCUGUCUCCGACAAUCGAUGAAUCAAAAGAACCCUUUUCUUGGAGCAAACCAAACCUAGUUUUGCUAGCAGACUAUGCAAAACAAAAAUUUGGUUGGACAAAACUAAAAUUUGAAGAGAUUAUUAAUCCGGUAAUGAAGAGACUGAUGGAAAGCAAGAGUCAAAUGGGAAUAGCUUCGUACUUCAAAGUUCAUUCGGUUCCAAAGUCGAUCGAAGCUGCAUUAAGUAAAAGAGUACAAACAGCUGUUCAAAAAUUAGGUGGUAAAAUUGACGAUGCAGAAGUUUCGGACGGUGAAGCCUCGUCUACGAGCACCCAAGGAAAAGCGAAGAGAGUCAAGAAAACCACAGGUAAGAAAGGUAAAAAGUCGAGUGAUGAAUCCAGUGAAUUGCCGACUAUCGCUGAAGCCGCCAAUGAUGAAAGUAAAUCGAAAGCGACUGAGGAUACUGCCGAGCAAACAAAAGAUACCAUCAGUAUUAAAGUUAAACCACGAAAAUUCGUAGUCGUAGACGAAGAAGUGAUACCGCAACGGGAACGGGAUAAAGCUAAUGCUUUAAAAUCGAAGCUCAGGGCGAUCGAAAUAUUUCGUAAAUCUAAAGCAGGACUAAACCGCGUUCAAAAAAAGAAAAAAGUAGUCAAAAAAAUCAAGGAAGAUGCUGAACUAUCGGAAAGUAGUAGUAGCUCAUAAAUUGUUUAAUUAUGUGAGUACUGUCGGAAUUGCUUAUUUCUAGGUUUAAGUUUUAUUUUUAACUAUUUAUCAAGUUAUUGAAAAAACUUUUGUUACAAACUUUUUAUGUACAAAGCGAAAAUAAAAUGCAUGGAUUUUUUAUAUUAUAUACAAACA
Molecule: messenger RNA, 4166 nt
Organism: Nasonia vitripennis (jewel wasp)
Lineage: Eukaryota; Metazoa; Arthropoda; Insecta; Hymenoptera; Pteromalidae
Gene: mus201
Product: mutagen-sensitive 201
Exons: 10
Coding region: 507-4010 (1167 amino acids)
Biological process (GO): nucleotide-excision repair
Cellular component (GO): nucleus
Molecular function (GO): single-stranded DNA binding; DNA endonuclease activity
Source: RefSeq, a predicted model, not a curated record